AUGCCAACACAACCACAACCACCUGCUGCCUCGCUCUCUCCUUGCGAGUAUCGAACUGGAAAGACUCUUGGUCAAGGCUCAUAUGCUACUGUUAAGGAAGCGACUCAUAUCAAGGACGGCCAAAAGUAUGCUUGCAAGAUCAUAUCAAAGAAGCUCAUGCAGGGCAAGGAAUAUAUGAUCUUGAACGAAAUUGACAUUCUGAAAAAGGUGUCGAAAGGGCAUCACAACAUUGUCACAUUAUGGGACUUAUAUCUGGUGAUGGAUUUGUGUACCGGAGGUGAACUCUUUGACAGGAUAUGUGAAUUGGGAUGCUUCUAUGAGCAAAACGCUGCUCAAGUGGUUCGGACUGUAACUGAUGCGGUCGCGUAUCUGCACGAGCACAACAUUGUGCAUCGGGAUAUAAAGGCAGAGAAUCUAUUAUUCAGAUCAAAGGACUCGGAUGAAUUGGUUUUGGCUGAUUUCGGGCUAUCAAAGAUUAUGGGAGAGAGUAACUUUGAAGCUCUCAAGACCAUGUGUGGUACUCCUGGAUACAUGGCGCCAGAGGUUAUCAGGAAGAGUGGUCAUGGUAGACCAGUAGAUCUGUGGAGUAUAGGUGUCUUGACCUACUUCUUGUUAUGCGGAUAUACACCAUUUGAUGCCCCAUCACACCACGAAGAAGUGGCAAAAAUCCUAUCCAACAAUUUCUCCUUUACACCCACCGAAUAUUGGGCAGACGUGUCUGAGGACGCCAAAGACUUUAUAAGAAAACUGUUUGUAGUUGAUCCACAUGGUCGAUUGACUGCCAGACAAGCACUAGAACAUCCCUGGUUGGCAUCUCUACCGCCCAUGAUUGGCAGGAAUGGCAUCGUUGCGCCUGAUAGUGCAGUCACGGAACUGGAUGUACCAGUGAAUACUGUAUUGCCAGCAGGAGAACACUCACCCGAGAAUGGAACUAAUCUGGCACCCAAGUUGAUGAAUGCUAAAUCUCGAUUUAGGAAGGUUGUUGAUGCUGUCUUGUUUGCAAACAGGAUUUCGCUAGCUAGUCAGGACAAUCUACAUGAGCGAGCAUCAACGACAUCAAACACCAGUGCAACUCCAGCCACAGCCACAACCUCCACGAAUGGCCUCCCCGAACACCUCCAUCCUACUGAAGAUCAGGUGGUAAAUGGCGUGCUGAUGGUCGUGGCAAGGUAG
Messenger RNA from Synchytrium microbalum, 1173 nucleotides. RefSeq lists its product as uncharacterized. The transcript has 7 exons. Gene Ontology annotation, molecular function: calmodulin binding; ATP binding; calcium/calmodulin-dependent protein kinase activity. The record is from RefSeq and is a predicted model, not a curated record. Lineage: Eukaryota; Fungi; Chytridiomycota; Chytridiomycetes; Synchytriales; Synchytriaceae. Bases 1 to 1173 code for a protein of 390 amino acids. Gene Ontology annotation, biological process: protein phosphorylation; cellular response to oxidative stress.